AUGCCCAUGCACAAAGGCUGGCUGCCCCGUGAGGGCUUCACAGUCGACGUGGUCGCCCGGCUCAUCGGCCGCACGGCGCUGAACCCGCUGUUCCUCGCGCCUCUGCUCCUGCUCGCCCGCCUGACCAAGCGCGGCGAGGACCUGUCCAUCCUGCACCCGCAGGCCUACUCGCGCACCCGCCUGCUCUUCUUCCUCGGCGUCGCCCGCUGGCUAAACGCCUACUGGUCCCGCGGCGCAGAGAACAACUGGGUCCGCGACGACACCUACGACUGGGUGCGCCGCGAGAUCGUCGUGGUGACUGGCGGCGCGGGAGGCAUCGGCGGGCACAUCGUGCGCCUGCUGGCGGAGAGAGGGGUCAAGGUCGUGGUGUUGGACAUCCAGCCGCUGAGUUAUGACGCCCGUGAGCAGCCAAGCCCCCGAAUGCUGACCGUGGGAGGAUAUAAACUGACCCAUGCAAACCGGGAAAAAGCUCCCCACGUCCACUACUACAAGUGCGACAUCACCUCCCCGAGCGCCAUCGCCGCCGCAGCCGCCCUCAUCAGGCAGGACGUCGGCACGCCGACGGUGCUCAUCAACAACGCCGGCGUCGCCCGCGGCAAGACCCUCCUCGGCGCCUCGGAGCGCGACAUCCGCUUCACCCUCGACGUCAACUGCCUCGCCCACGCCUGGACGGCGCGCGAGUUCCUGCCGGCCAUGGUCGCCGCGGACCACGGCAUGGUCGUCACCGUCGCCUCGUGGGCGGCCUGGCUGUCCGUGCCCGAGAUGGGCGACUACGCGGCCUCCAAGGCCGGCGCGCGCUCCCUGCACGAGUGCCUCGCCGCCGAGCUGCGGACGCGGUACGCCGCGCCGCGCGUGCGCACCGUGCUCGUCGCGCAGGGCCACACGCGCACGGCGCUGUUCGCGGGCUACGCCGAGGGCGGGCGCUUCGUGCUGCCGAGCCUCGAGCCCGAGACCGUGGCCGAGGCCGUCGUGGCGCAGGUGCUCACGGGCCGCGGCGGGCAGGUCAUCGUGCCCGGGUUCGGCAACCUGCUGGCCGGCAUGGGCGGGUGGCCCGCCUGGAUGCAGAUCGGGCUGCGGAACGCGUGCGAGAAGCUCAUGACGAAUUUCGCCGGGCGGCAGGUCGUGGAGGACCUGGAUGGGUUCUACAAGGGGCGCGAGGGGGAGAAGGGCGGUGCGGGGGCUGAGGAGAGUGCGGUGCUUGUGCCGGAGUAG
Molecule: messenger RNA, 1212 nt
Organism: Thyridium curvatum
Lineage: Eukaryota; Fungi; Ascomycota; Sordariomycetes; Thyridiales; Thyridiaceae
Exons: 1
Coding region: 1-1212 (403 amino acids)
Molecular function (GO): oxidoreductase activity, acting on the CH-OH group of donors, NAD or NADP as acceptor
Source: RefSeq, a predicted model, not a curated record